AUGCUAACUCAUCGCCGGGAGGAGACUGAUCACACACGCAUCCAUGUGCAGCAGCAGAGCGCGGAGAUGAAUAAGGAAAAUAUGAGGGGAGGGUUGCGCUUGAAUGCACACAGACGGCGCUCACCCAGCAGAGAUGAACUGGAAGGGCAUGAUGACGCUCACCCGCCGAAUCCACGUGCAGAUUUAUUUUGGCGACUUGCUUUAGUCAUUGUGUUGUCUUUAACACUGGUUUCUGUUGGUACGCUGUUUUUUAUUAAUGGUUUCUUCCUCUCAAGAGGUGAUUUGCCGUACAUCAGCAAUGGACGCGAGUUGCCGUUCCCUCCACUGUUCCCUCAUUUGGAUCCAGCUAAGCUCGACCUUAACGAAGAUGAAGGAAUCUACUAUAUCGCGAACACGCCAGGAACUCCACGAGCUGUUCCUGCAUCGCCCAAACAGGGCGAUUCUCUUACUCCUGUCCCGAUAGCGCUGCACUUGAAGGACUUUCUAGAUCCAAAUGUCGACUUAGCUUCUACUGAGCCUGAAGCAUGUUUGGAGGGGUCCUGUCAGUCGUCUUGGGUAUCUGUGACGCCAUAUGACCGCGUUUUUAUUCUUUUAGUGGACGCCAUGCGAUUUGACUUCUUGCUGUGGGACCCUGAGGCGUCCAAUGCUUGUGGAGACGACGCAUCAGCCGAGUGUGCUGCAGCACCUCCAGGGUUCCGUCCUUUCUACAGAAAUCGAUUGCCGUUUGUUCAUGACAUCCUCCGUCGAACGGAUGCAGACUUGAAACACUUUUUGUGUAGCGUGCUGGGGCUAGAACUGCCGCCCGAACGGGAAUUGGGGAACGGAAGGCCUUUAGUGCGAAAUGGCCAAAGCUCCGACCCCGUGGAACCGCAUUUAAAUUCAAAGGAAGUGUCAUCUACGCCAGACUGGGGGGGAAAUCACUUUGCACGACUCUACGUCUUUGAAGCAGACCCGCCAACUGCCACUACCCAACGUGUGACUGGCCUUGCCACAGGCAGCAUGCCCAGUUUCUUCAGCGUUAGAGAGACGUUCUCGGCCUCGGCCGUCACUGUUGAUAGCAUCAUGCUGCAGCUGAAAGCAUCAAGGAAGACAUCCGUUGCUCUCGGAGACGACACUUGGGGUCGAUUGUUCGGUCAUCUUCUGACUCGCAUGCACCUGUUCCCCUCACUCAAUAUUCAGGAUUUGCAUACGGUUGAUGAUGGAGUUGCCGCUAGUCUUCCAAGGGAAUUCGCGAAGGAGGACUGGGCAUUCCUUGUUGGUCACACUCUAGGCGUUGACCAUGUGGGCCACGCGGCGGUUCUCGAUUCCGAGCUGAUGCAGAAGAAGUUGACGGAAGUAAACAGCAUGCUUAAAGAUGCGCUGAAAUUGGUCCUUAUGCAACAGCCGAAUUCGAAAUCUGCGGCUUCUGAGAACACGCUUUUUCUCGUUUUUGGAGACCAUGGAAUGACAGAAACUGGGUCUCACGGAGGUGGAAGCAGCGAAGAAGUUGAGGCUGGUCUUUUGUCAUUUUCGACGCUGCCGGCUAUUUUGAGUCCCCGAACUGCACAGAUGCUAUUUCCUGGCACUCGGCUAUUUGAAGGCCGUCUGCCGGCAUACUUGCAAAAUCACGGUGCGCUUCGUGAUAAUAAUGCGCGCCGCAGGGUCGGACUGUCAGCUCAGUCAGCUUCUCCUACACCAAUUCUGGGCUACGGGUCACUUCGCGUGCGACAGGUUGGCCUGGCGCCAACUUUGUCCCUACUUUUGGGUCUUCCGAUUCCAUUUAAUUCCAUGGGAAGGGUUAUCGCAGAUCUUGUUCCUCGUGUUGCAAGCUUUGUGAAGGAGUGUGCCCCUGCGCGUGAGGGUGAAUCUCUCAGCCUUCACGCGUGUGAAACGAAUAGGGACAAGUCAUGCGGUUCGGCGUUAGCAAGUGAAGCAGUAACGGCGCGGGCGAUUCGUUGCAGCGACUUGGCCUACCUGACUCAGCUCCAUCAUAUUGCAGCGUGGCAGCAACAUCGAGCCAUCCUGAGUCAUGCAAAACUUACACGUAACGAUGCAGUUCUGACAGAUCCACUGUUUGUCGGAGCAAAAGCCAAGUGGCUCCGGCUGUAUGCUGCACUUGACAAGGAGGUCAAGUCUCUCCCUGCAGCAGCACACGCGCCUGUGAAUGCAGGGACGUUGAUACCUGAAUCCAGGCCUGCUGACUUGCAUCUCACUCUGCCUUUGUCAAGUAUUGGCUCUGAGAUGGCCGAGACAGAGCUCAUUUCGCGCAGAUCAAAGCUGUUAGAAGCACGUGUGGUCGGGGAGGAAAGGAGCGGCGGGGAAAAUUCAGAGAGAGAGGCAGCGGCGGAAGGGGCUUCAGGCGCCGCCUCCAUUUUACCUUCAUUAGUUCCUUACCUCCUGGCGUCAGCAGCCUUUUCACAAGAGGCCUGGCAAGCCAGUGUGCGCCAGCUGUGCACAUUCAAUAUGACGCUGAUGAUAUGCGGAACAUUAAUUGGACUUAGCAGUCUCCUUAUUUUGGCAUGUGCAUUUCUUGCGCUCCAUAAAGCACGUGACGGUGGCCUCAAUGACGCCGCAAACGUCUUGACUGACCGUGGACUUCCUGAGCUAGCCGCUAUUGCACGGUGGCUGUUCGCCAGUGCUUGCAUUGGGGGAGCGACGUGGAUAGCGGGGUGGGCAUGUGCGGGAAUAUACAAGGGCCUGUUGCCAGAUUCAGCGGCUGCGGUGGACGUCUUUGUGUGGCGUCAGCUCCCACUGGUCUGCGUGACUGGCUUACUGUGCUCGGUUGUUGCUCCAUUCGCCCCGGUGCUUCUUCCGGUCUGUCGAUGUAUCCGCAAAUUAGUUGGCCGAUUGCCACAUGCAGAAGCCGAGCAUCUUAUGCACGAUGGAAAGGAUAAGAAAGGCCUAGGCGCAUUGCUAUCGAAGGACCUGUGCUUCACCCGCUUGUGGCUACGUCUUUUCAGUCGCGGGACGUUGCUCUGCUACAUUUCAGUGUUCGCGCUGUGCAUUGUGCCCUUUAGCGAUUGCUUUGUUGACAGAGAGUGCAGCAUUGUCAAGUACCUCAUCGGCACUUACUGUCUUUCGGCUGGAAUUACGGUAUUCAAAACGCCUUCUGUGAUGCGGGAGAAAAUGCAGAUUGUUGCCGCAUGUGCCGCCCUUCUGCUGUGCGUAAGGAUGAGCAGCGCAUUCGACCCUUUUGCGUCUCCACGGGAGCAGGCGGGCAAGAAGGACUGGCCUUUGGAAGCUGAUUCAACGAGCGCCAGCGCUUUCAUUAUGUUCUGUAUAUUUUGUGUUGUUGGGAUGAGGCAUGUGCCCCUCCUGUCGUCAUUGCUUCGAUCUGGAAAGUUAGAUGGCCGUCAGCGGAUCGUUGAAGAGCGUGUCAGGUUCCAAAUUGCCAGCUUUCAGCCACUGAGAGGGAAUAAGAAAGGAAGGUUGUGCACUUUAGAGAGAACGGCAUUUCUUCUUCUGGGAGCGGUUGCUGUGGUCUGGUUUGCGUUUUCUAGCGACACGAAGUCACAGAAUCCAGCACUUCCCCCAGCUCCCCAAGUUUCUGAGCAUGCAGAUAUGUGGAGUGAUCUUUGUCACAGUGCAGUGGCGCUCUUGUGGACUGUCAUCUUGACACCUUUUAAAUACUUCGACGCCGCCGGUGCUUCUUGUUUAAGUUUGAUUACGCCUCCGGAUCCGUGGCUUUUCAAGCCGCCACGUUGGUUGCGAGGGGCUAUCCCAGCCCAACUGAUGGAAGAUGAUUUAGUCAAAUUAGUCCCACUGUUGAAGGUAUCCUUGCCAUGGUUCGUCUACUUCUUCACCGCAGGGCUUUGGCUGCGGUUAGCGCUUGUUUUAUGCCACUUGAAGAAGCGCGAAAACAAGCUUAGCGUGCAGCAGCUUUGCCAUGUGGAAGCGGAACAGACGGCUGCGGGAGAUGAAAUGCCAGACUUGGCUGAUGUUGGUUUUGCGUUACAUCGCAACAGGAGGGAGAAGGAAAUGGCUUUUCGUUUGUGGCGCGUAGAAUUUUUUGAGUACUUUUCAUAUUACCUGCUCCUCAUAGCCGUGUCCCCAAUAUGCAUGUUUGCUGUUCUUCUUGGGAGAGCGCGGCUGGUCCCUCUUUUGCUAUUCUGUAUAAAGUGGCGCCUGUUUCUGUUCUUGAGCCGAAUUCGCAUUGUGCAACGGCCCUUAAACUCCCACCAGGUUCACAAGUGCUGCAUCUGUUCCUCGAGAUGCUCGCCCUCCACGACUUCGGAUGCCAACACCCCUCACACUGCUUGCGGGUGUGAAGUACCGGGCGACAAGCAAGGACAAGGGCAGUUUCUUCUGUCCGACUUCAGCGUUGGCCUCCUAAGUGCCCUGUUGGCUCUUGAAGGCUUCUUCGCCACUGGCCAUAGGAUGAAGCUCAGCGCGCUCCCCAUCGAAGCUGGAUUCGUAGGUUUGCUAGAGUUUCACCCAGUAUUAUCGGUUGUAACGUCGUUCCUGCAUACGUACCUUGUCUACGUGAUAUGCUGCCCUCUCGUCUUCAUGAUUGCGUUUUUGCGCACGGCGAAUCUGGCAUAUGGCGGUGGCACUGAACGGAACCGUUGCGGAUCCACGGCUUCUGCCGUCGUGCAUUCCACGAUUUGGAUGGCAGCAAGACUUGCACUUGGGAUCCUCACUGGCAUCACUGUGAAACACCUGAUUUCCCUACUCUCGCUUAUUGUGCUUCGAAACCAUCUCUUCGUGCACGGUGAUGCAAAAACUCGCGUGCACGUUCUCGCCAUUUGGACUGCUGCAGAUAUGGGAAUUGUUCGCCCUAAACUGCCAAAGGUGCUCGACAUCGUGAAGGCAAAGCCUGCUGUCCCCCCCUCAGAACUCAUCCGGUGGGUGAACGUCAAAAACAGCACUCAUCAAGAUGCGUUCGUUCCGCCUCUCUUGUUCAAAUCGAAGGGAAUCGGGGGCCUACACAGCUACGGCGACGCUCAUGACCGGGAGCUCGUGUUCCGCAGCCUGAAGUAG
This is a messenger RNA of Eimeria tenella, 4959 nucleotides long. RefSeq lists its product as uncharacterized. Lineage: Eukaryota; Apicomplexa; Conoidasida; Eucoccidiorida; Eimeriidae. Gene Ontology annotation, molecular function: mannose-ethanolamine phosphotransferase activity. Bases 1 to 4959 code for a protein of 1652 amino acids. Gene Ontology annotation, biological process: GPI anchor biosynthetic process. Gene Ontology annotation, cellular component: endoplasmic reticulum membrane. The record is from RefSeq and is a predicted model, not a curated record. The transcript has 9 exons.